Messenger RNA from Lymnaea stagnalis (great pond snail), 14288 nucleotides. The record is from the annotation of a GenBank genome assembly. Lineage: Eukaryota; Metazoa; Mollusca; Gastropoda; Lymnaeidae.
CAAUGGUCCACUUCAAGCAAGGGCUCCCGGCAACACGCGGCAGUUGUCUGCCUUUGGUGUCUUUGAACUGAAGUUGAGAUCAUUUACAUCCCUUGUUGACCGCGUCGGUUUCUGGUGUGUAACUGUUCAGCUCUAUCGUGUCCUGUGUUAGUGGUAAAAACACAUCAUAUUGUGAUGUUAAGUUGUUAGUUAUAACAUGUCAUGCGUUGAUGCUAAGACUAACAAAGUGAACUUGCACUUCACUGAUGUGAAUAAUAUAAAUAUAAUUUUAAAAAUGGUGAUGUAAAGUGUCUACUGUGAGAAAGAAACGAAACAAAGAUUUAAUUGAUUUCUGCGAACUUUACAAAAAAUAUUUUAUACAAUUUUUUGGUGAUUUGUUUUAUGACGUCAUUAUUGCUUUUUUCAGAGUAAAGCGUAUUGCUAUACCCUUGCAUUAUAUUUAUAGGCCUAUAUAGUUCGAUACUAGGAUUAUAUUAAUAUAUAGUUCGGUACUAGGAUUAUAUUAAUAUAUAGUUCGGUACUAGGAUUAUAUUAAUAUAUAGUUCGGUACUAGGAUUAUAUUAAUAUAUAGUUCGGUACUAGGAUUAUAUUAAUAUAUAGUUCGGUACUAGGAUUAUAUUAAUAUAUAGUUCGGUACUAGGAUUAUAUUUGUAUAUAUUUGCGUGCUAGAAUUAUAAUUCUAUACAAAGCCGAGGUCAGGACCUCGGAUGAUUAAGUGUUCUUAAGUUAUCCUGUGAACACAAAAGAACACUACUGACUUUCAAUGCCGGCAGCAGAGACAAAACUGAAAAGUUGCAGCAGGAGGGGGGGGGGCAGGUGUUCUGAAAAAGUUAGAGACGGUUCUGUUUUUAUUUAUACCCGUCCAUACUAGGAUGACACUGUUAUACCCUUCCAUACUAGGAUGACACUGCUAUACCCUUCCAUACUAGGAUGACACUGCUAUACCCUUCCAUACUAGGAUGACACUGUUAUAGCCUUCUAUACUAGGAUGACACUGCUAUACCCUUCCAUACUAGGAUGACACUGCUAUACCCGUCCAUACUAGGAUGACACUGCUAUAUCCGUCCAUACUAGGAUGACACUGCUAUACCCUUCCAUACUAGGAUGACACUGCUAUACCCUUCCAUACUAGGAUUACACUGCUAUACCCUACCAUCCUUUGAUCAUUUUUCUAUAUAAUAUAUACUCAAUAUCCUUGUAUAACAACAAUUAAUCGCCAGAUUUGGCCCACUAGGUCACUUAAACUAACCCAGUAGGUCACUUAAACUAACCCGCUAGGUCUAUUAAACUAACCCACAAGGUAACUUAAACUAACCCGCUAGGUCAGUUAAACUAACCCACUAGGUCACUUAAAAUAACCCACUAGGUCACUUAAACUAACCCACUAGGUCACUUAAAAUAAUCCACUAGGUCACUUAAACUAACCCACUAGGUCACUUAAACUAACCCGCUAGGUCACUUAAACUAAUCCGCUAGGUCUCUUAAACUAACCCACAAGGUCACUUAAACUAACCCGCUAGGUCACUUAAACUAGCCCUCUAGGUCACUUAAACUAACUCGCUAGGUCACUUAAAUUAACCCACUAGGUCACUUAAACUAACUCGCUAGGUCACUUAAACUAACUCUCUAGGUCACUUAAACUAACUCGCUAGGUCACUUAAACUAACCCACUAGGUCACUUAAACUAACCCUCUAGGUCACUUAAACAAACCUGCUAGGUCACUUAAACUAACCCAGUAGGUCACUUAAACUAACCCAGUAGGUCACUUAAAAUAACCCACUAGGUCACUUAAACUAACCCACUAGGUCACUUAAAAUAACCCAUUAGGUCACUUUAACUUACCCACUAGGUCACUUAAACUAACCCGCUAGGUCACUUAAACUAACCCGCUAGGUCACUUAAACUAACCCACUAGGUCACUUAAAAUAACCCACUAGGUCACUUAAACUAACCCACUAGGUCACUUAUACUAACCCGCUAGGUCACUUAAACUAACCCGCUAGGUCACUUAAACUAACCCGCUAGGUCACUUAAACUAACCCACUAGGUCACUUAAACUAACCCGCUAGGUCACUUAAACUAACCCGCAAGGUCACUUAACUAACCCACUAGGCCACUUAAACUAAGCCACUAGUUCACUUAAACUAACCCAUUAGUUCACUUAAACUAACCCACAAGUUCACUUAAAAUAACCCACUAGGUCACUUAAACUAACCCGCUUGGUCACUUAAACUAACUCACUAGAUCACUUAAACUAGCCCGCUAGGUCACUUAAACUUACCCACAAGGUCACUUAAACUAACCCACAAGGUCACUUAAACUAACCCACUAGGUCACUUAAACUAACCCAGUAGGUCACUUAAAAUAACCCACUAGGUCACUUAAACUAACCCACUAGGUCACUUAAAACAACCCACUAGGUCACUUAAACUAAUCCGCUAGGUCACUUAAACUAACCCGCUAGGUCACUUAAACUAACCCGCUAGGUCACUUAAACUAACUCGCUAGGUCACUUAAAAUAACCCACUAGGUCACUUAAAAUAACCCACUAGGUCACUUAAACUAACCCACUAGGUCACUUAAACUAACCCGCUAGGUCACUUAAACUAACCCGCUAGGUCACUUAAACUAACCCGCUAGGUCACUUAAACUAACCCGCUAGGUCACUUAAACUAACCCGCUAGGUCACUUAAACUAACCCGCUAGGUCACUUAAACUAACCCGCUAGGUCACUUAAACUAACCCGCUAGGUCACUUAAACUAACCCGCUAGGUCACUUAAACUAACCCGCUAGGUCACUUAAACUAACCCGCUAGGUCACUUAAACUAACCCGCUAGGUCACUUAAACUAACCCGCUAGGUCACUUAAACUAACCCGCUAGGUCACUUAAACUAACCCGCUAGGUCACUUAAACUAACCCGCUAGGUCACUUAAACUAACCCGCUAGGUCACUUAAACUAACCCGCUAGGUCACUUAAACUAACCCGCUAGGUCACUUAAACUAACCCGCUAGGUCACUUAAACUAACCCGCUAGGUCACUUAAACUAACCCGCUAGGUCACUUAAACUAACCCGCUAGGUCACUUAAACUAACCCGCUAGGUCACUUAAAAUAACCCACUAGGUCACUUAAACUAACCCACUAGGUCACUUAAACUAACCCGCUAGGUCACUUAAACUAACCCGCUAGGUCACUUAAACUAACCCGCUAGGUCACUUAACUAACCCACUAGGCCACUUAAACUAACCCACUAGGUCACUUAAACUAACCCACUAGUUCACUUAAACUAACCCACAAGUUCACUUAAAAUAACCCACUAGGUCACUUAAACUAACCCGCUAGGUCACUUAAACUAACUCACUAGAUCACUUAAACUAGCCCGCUAGGUCACUUAAACUUACCCACAAGGUCACUUAAACUAACCCACAAGGUCACUUAAACUAACCCACUAGGUCACUUAAACUGACCCACUAGGUCACUUAAACUGGCCCACUAGGUCAUUUAAACUGGCCCACUAGGUCACUUAAACUGGCCCACUAGGUCACUUAAACUAACCCUCUAGGUCACUUAAACUAACUCGCUAGGUCACUUAAACUAACCCACUAGGUCACUUAAACUGACCCGCUAGGUCACUUAACUAACCCACUAGGUCACUUAAACUAACCCGCUAGGUCACUUAAACUAACCCACUAGGUCACUUAAACUAACCCACUAGGUCACUUAAACUAACCCACUAGGUCACUUAAACUAACCCUCUAGGUCACUUAAACUAACUCGCUAGGUCACUUAAACUAACCCACUAGGUCACUUAAACUAAUCCGCUAGGUCACUUAACUAACCCACUAGGUCACUUAAACUAACCCGCUAGAUCACUUAAACUAACCCACUAGGUCACUUAAACUAACCCACUAGGUCACUUAAACUGGCCGCCAACAAUUUAGGAAAUUGUUGUUGUUUUUUUAAAUGUUUAAACAAAAAAAAAUCUUUCAAACAGCCUGGAGUAUCUAAUAUGCAGAUAAAAAAUCAACUUUUAAAGAAACGUUUCCUGACGUUACUCAAACUGCAAAUAUUAAUUUCUGAAAAGAUAACAUGUUCAUUUUAAAAAUGUCAUGUUAUACAUUUGACAACGGCUUAUUUUGAUUAAGUUUUGAAAUGAUAACUUGACUAUCUGAUUGUUCCACUAAAACUGACUGCUGUGAUAUCCCACUAAAAAUUGACUGCUGUGAUUGUUCCAUUAAAACUUAACUGCUGUAAUUGUUCCAUUAAAACUGACUGCUGUAAGUGUUCCAUUAAAACGUGACUGCUGUGAUUCUUCCAUUUAAACUGACUGCUGUAAUUGUUCCAUUAAAACUUGACUGCUGUAAUUUUCCAUUAAAACUUGACUGCUAUGAUUGUUCCAUUAAAUCGUGACUGCUGUGAUAGUUCCAUUAAAACUUGACUGCUGUGAUAGUUCCAUUAAAACGUGACUGCUGUGAUAGUUCCAUUAAAACGUGACUGCUGUGAUAGUUCCAUUAAAACGUGACUGCUGUGAUAGUUCCAUUAAAACGUGACUGCUGUGAUAGUUCCAUUAAAACGUGACUGCUGUGAUAGUUCCAUUAAAACGUGACUGCUGUGAUAGUUCCAUUAAAACGUGACUGCUGUGAUAGUUCCAUUAAAACGUGACUGCUGUGAUAGUUCCAUUAAAAAUUCACAUUGUCGUGCAGUUUAUAUCCUCAUAUAACAUUUUAUGUUAUUCAUAUUGUCAUGUAAUGUAUAUGUCAUGUAAUUCUUAUUGUCAUUUUAUUCAUAUAGUCAUGUUAUUCAUAUUGUUAUACAUUUCAUAUUGUAAUGUAAUUCAUGUAUCAUGUUAUUCAUAGUGUCACGUAAUUCACAUUUUUAUGUAAUUCAUAUUAUCAUAUAAUUCAUAUUGUCAUAUAAUACAUAUUGUCAUAUAAUUCAGGCUGAGGAUCAAAAGUUGCAGCAAGACAAAAACAUCACUGAAUAUUGGUGACCAUUGGAAAGACUUAACAUGGGAGAAGGUUAGCUACUUUACUUAACCAGCUUAUUCUUAUUUACUGCUUGACUUCAGAAACAUAGAUAUAGUUUGCUGUUUUCUUGCUUAAGCUUAUAGCAUUGGCUACAAGAGCUAUUCUUGUGUUUAUAUUAAUGCAUACAAGAGUUAUAAUUUUGUUUUACAACAAAACAAUUUGGUUUUAUAUCUUUAAAUAAAAACCUUAAAGUACACAUUUUAUGUUCUAUUCAAAAUUGACACUUUUGAACAUUCUAUUCAACUUUGACACUUUUUGAAUGUUCUAUUCAACUUUGACACUUUUCGGAUCAUCUAUUCAACAGUGACAGCAGUGGAUUGCCUGGCGCUGCCAAAACGACAGAAAGUGUUUGAGAAAACUUUCCUGCCAGUGGGUGACGUACUGCCUGUCUGGUCAAACGUCUCACUAGACACGAAACUUCCAGUGCCACCAAGUCCUAGCGGGAAAUUCACACUCUACACAAACAAGGUUAGUGUCCUACUACCCAAGCGAGAGAUGUACACUAUACCCAAAGAAGGUUAGUGUCCUACUACCUAGGCGGGACAUGUACAUCAUAGUAUAGAUAGUGAACAUGUCCCGCCUAAGUAGUGACUAUUACCAAAGAAGGUUAGUUUGCAACUACAUUGGCAGGACAUGUACACUAUACCCAAAGGGUUAGUGUUCUACUACAUUGGCAGGACAUGUACACUAUACCCAAAUGGUUAGUGUUCUACUACAUUGGCAGGACAUGUACACUAUACCCAAAGGGUUAGUGUUCUACUACAUUGGCAGGACAUGUACACUAUACCCAAAGGGUUAGUGUUCUACUACAUUGGCAGGACAUGUACACUAUACCCAAAGGGUUAGUGUUCUACUACAUUGGCAGGACAUGUACACUAUACCCAAAGGGUUAGUGUUCUACUACAUUGGCAGGACAUGUACACUAUACCCAAAGGGUUAGUGUUCUACUACAUUGGCAGGACAUGUACACUAUACCCAAAGGGUUAGUGUUCUACUACAUUGGCAGGACAUGUACACUAUACCCAAAGGGUUAGUGUUCUACUACAUUGGCAGGACAUGUACACUAUACCCAAAGGGUUAGUGUUCUACUACAUUGGCAGGACAUGUACACUAUACCCAAAGGGUUAGUGUUCUACUACAUUGGCAGGACAUGUACACUAUACCCAAAGGGUUAGUGUUCUACUACAUUGGCAGGACAUGUACACUAUACCCAAAGGGUUAGUGUUCUACUACAUUGGCAGGACAUGUACACUAUACCCAAAGGGUUAGUGUUCUACUACAUUGGCAGGACAUGUACACUAUACCCAAAGGGUUAGUGUUCUACUACAUUGGCAGGACAUGUACACUAUACCCAAAGGGUUAGUGUUCUACUACAUUGGCAGGACAUGUACACUAUACCCAAAGGGUUAGUGUUCUACUACAUUGGCAGGACAUGUACACUAUACCCAAAGGGUUAGUGUUCUACUACAUUGGCAGGACAUGUACACUAUAACCAAAGGGUUAGUGUUCUACUACAUUGGCAGGACAUGUACACUAUAACCAAAGGGUUAGUGUUCUACUACAUUGGCAGGACAUGUACACUAUAACCAAAGGGUUAGUGUUCUACUACAUUGGCAGGACAUGUACACUAUACCCAAAGUGUUAGUGUCCUACUACAUUGGCAGGACAUGUACACUAUACCCAAAGUGUUAGUGUCCUACUACAUAUAUAAAGUCUUGCUUAUUUCAAGCUUCUUAGGACUUAAAGGCGUGAGAGUUUCUAUUCUAUAGAAACAUAUCAUUUCAUGUGUCCCAACUAUAGAAACAUAUCAUUUUAUGUGUCCCAACUAUAGAAACAUAUCAUUUUAUGUGUCCCAACUAUAGAAACAUAUCAUUUCAUGUGUCCCAACUAUAGAAACAUAUCAUUUCAUGUGUCCCAACUAUAGAAACAUAUCAUUUCAUGUGUCCCAACUAUAGAAACAUAUCAUUUCAUGUGUCCCAACUAUAGAAACAUAUCAUUUCAUGUGUCCCAACUAUAGAAACAUAUCAUUUCAUGUGUCCCAACUAUAGAAACAUAUCAUUUCAUGUGUCCCAACUAUAGAAACAUAUCAUUUCAUGUGUCCCAACUAUAGAAACAUAUCAUUUCAUGUGUCCCAACUAUAGAAACAUAUCAUUUCAUGUGUCCCAACUAUAGAAACAUAUCAUUUCAUGUGUCCCAACUAUAGAAACAUAUCAUUUCAUGUGUCCCAACUAUAGAAACAUAUCAUUUUAUGUGUCCCAACUAUAGAAACAAUUAUUUCAUGUGUCCCAACUAUAGAAACAUAUCAUUUUAUGUGUCCCAACUAUAGAAACAUAUUAUUUCAUGUGUCCCAACUAUAGAAACAUAUCAUUUCAUGUGUCCCAACUAUAGAAACAUAUCAUGUCAUGUGUUCCAACUAUAGAAACAUAUCAUUUCAUUUGUCCUAUCAAUAGAAACAUAUCAUUUCAUUUGUCCUAUCAAUAGAAACAUAUCAUUUCAUUUGUCCCAUCAAUAGAAACAUAUCAUUUCAUUUGUCCCAUCAAUAGAAACAUAUCAUUUCAUUUGUCCCAUCAAUAGAAACAUAUCAUUUCAUUUGUCCCAUCAAUAGAAACAUAUCAUUUAAUGUGUCCCCAGCUUGGAGAACCAAAGUACAUUUCUCGGCAGCGUUAUGACUUUGACCUAACAAACCCACGGGGGAGAGAAGCCCCCGGGCCUUACGACUCACUAGCUGAUCCUUCACUGAAGUAUUACUUUACAUCACCAAGGGCUAGACGCCAUCUGGUGGAAACGGGACUUGUCACGGACAGAGGAGAAAUUAAGUGCACAGUCCAAGAGUUCAAUCAGUACAGGUGAGUGUUAAGUUUCAGUCCAAGAUUUCAUGCAAGACAGUUGAAUGUUUAGUCCAUGGUCCAAGAGUUCAAUCAGUAGAUUUGAGUGUUUAGUCCAUGGUCCAAGAGUUCAACCAGUACAGUUGAGUAUUUAGUCCAUGGCCCAAGAGUUCAAUCAGUACAGUAAAUGUUAAGUCCAUGGUCCUAGAUGUCAAUUAGUACAGGUGAAUGUUUAGCGAUAAAAUGACCGCUAUUUUAUUGUUUCAGAUUCCUGGCUAUAAUCCUCACGAUUUUAAUAGGGUUCAAAAGUCGUCAAUGGGCUUUUUAGAAUUUUUUAAGCUUUUUAUAUUAACUUCGCUUUUCUGCCUGCCUGGCUGGGUGGCAAAAAAUUCGGACAGCUAAUUGACCCACUUCCCGUCAACGUAUCGAGCUGAAACAUGGCACAUAGAAUCGUUGCCGAUGACAGCACAAUCUUUCAAAUUUUCAGCCCCACCCUACUCCCCUCCCAACACAAAAAUUUUUUUUUUCCUUUUUUUUUCAAGGGGAAGAUGCAGAAAAUAUGACGACACUGAUUUCACGAAAUAAAAUUCCUGAUAACUGCGCUUAAUGAGUCUUUUUUUUUAUUUUUUUUUUAGAUAUCUCAAGUGCGUUUGGUGCAUAAUGUUUUCUUUUGCUUCUCUCUGUUAAAAAAAUGUGUUGUAGUUGUAAAAGCCGAUGGGUCAUUAGAUUAUUAAUAUAAUUUAGGGAGUGAAAAAUGUGCGCCCUUUUGAAAACGGGGGGGGGGGGGGGGUGUGGAUGUUUAUAAAGUCUGUUACUUGUUUGCAUGUUUUAUCAGUGGCUCUCACUCUCAUAAUAAUUAACCAAACUUUCUCAGCAGUGGUUCUCACAUUUAUUAUAGUUAACCCAACUGUCUCAGCAGUGGUUCUCACAUUCAUUACAAUUAAGCUGGCUUAUCAGUGGUUCUCACAUUCAUAAAAUUAUCUGUGACAAUUAGCAGUUUGACAUUCCUUGACCAUGAAUCUCAUGAUCAGAACAUAGACAAUGCUAAUCAAGAAUAACUGAUAUAAUAUUCUAACAAUUUAGUUAAGCUUCCUAAAUCUUUUUUUUUUUUUCAAAGCGUAACAAAACUCAACACUGAACAAAGUUAAUUUUAUCACAAAAUAAUUAUUAGAAUGGGUUCACAUUCUUUAGGGGUUUUAUUUUCUGAUGGACUGGUGGAAAGUUGAUGAAUAAUCUUUUACUUGAACACGUAAGACAAAACCAAAAAAUUGCAAUGUUUAUACUUCCUCAUGUAUAGUAUAGCAGCAACUUUGUCUGACAGUUGAAAGGAAGCUCACUCUGUCCUCUAACUACCUCACAACUUAAUUCCUUCUUUGUGCAACUUUUUGAUACAAUUUGAUUCAUCACCAAUACUUGGGCAAAUGGAUGUUGAUUAUUUGAAACAAUGUGAUAAAUCACAGAUACUUCGGGAAUGCAGGUUGAUUGUUUGGGAUGAGUGCACCUUGGCUCACAAUUGCGAUAGAAGCAGACGACUCUACUCUUCGGGAUAUCAAAACUAUUAAAUACCGGUAUUCCAAACAUCUCAAAACUAUUAAAUACCGGUAUUCCAAACAUCUCAAAACUAUUAAAUACCGGUAUUCCAAAAUCUACAAUUUUCGCGGAAUAGCCAAAUUUUUUAUGAGUACAUUUUAAUAGAAAACAUUUUAAUAAUAAACAUUUUUAUAAAUUAAACUUGAGACAUUUCUUUUUUAAAAAUAAAAAUUUGGUUCGACUAUGCUUUUGUUGCAAUACCUCAGGUCUGCUUGAUGAAUGUCUGUUAGACUCUACUUGUCGUAUGAACAUGAAGCUUGAGUUUAUUUUAUAACGAUGUUGAAUUGUAUGACAUUCUCAUCGGAGUUUAAAUUUAUCUGGUGAUUAUAUAAGUUAAAAUGUACAAUAUCUUAUUUUUUACGGAUAUUCUAAUGUCCUUAUGGACUUUUAAGGAUAGGUCAUUUCAGGUCAAAUUUUUUGUCCUGUCCGUAAAGAACAAUUGGCAAAACUAUUGCAUGUUCAAGAGUGACUCACCAAAAGGGAACGAAGCAAUAUGAAGACAGUGUAAAACGUAGUCCAUUUUUUCAGAUAAUGUUUAUUUUAAUUAAUUUUUUUUUUCUAUUUACUAAAUGGCAAAAUAUUUCCUUUUUUUUUUAAUUCCUGAAAUUAACGUCAAACAUUUCUACUUCUUGUGAUGAUGUUAAAGGGAGUUUAUCAGGUACAGAGCUGUAACAGAACUUGCACUCCAGAAGAAACGUGAGAGCAGGCUGAAAGAAGAGGAUGCCAACAGGCUGUUCGUUGAUUGGCCGGUGAGCUGUCAUGUGGACUAUCAUGACGAUAGCUGUGCUAACAUUGUGAGCUGUCCUGAACAUUUUAAACUUUACAAAAUAUUAAAUUUUAAAAGAUAUAUAUUUUUGGUCUUUUUUAAAAAGUCCCUUUACCAUAUUCUGUAGGCCUAGGGCCUAGAGUCAACAGCAAAAUGUAUAGGGGCCUAAAUAAAAUGCUAAGCACUGCCGUAAAAUUUAACGAUAUAAAUUGUAUAAAGAUUUUCAAAAUAAUAAUUGCACAGUUUACGAGAUAGAUUUAAAAAGAACUAUACAAACAUCAAAAAUGUAAUUUAUCUAUAAACAUUGUAUGAGCUUAAAAAUAUGUUCCCUAAAUAUCAAAUAUUGAAAUCAAUGUCUGGAGCUAGUUACUACAUCAGUGACUCUAUGACUGCCAUUUAUAUAUUGAAAACAACUGGAAAUAGUUGCUACACUACUGGCUGUACAACUUUCAUACAUACAAUAUAAGAUAUUACAUUCACCUUCCAUUUUUUAAAAUUUUAUUUUAGAGAACUCAUAAAUUAAAUAAAGUUGAAAGACACAAACAGACAAUGAGUGAACCCCCUAGGAAGAACUGGACCAUUGGUGGACUGGAGGUAUGAACAUAUUCAAUUAAACUAGACCAUUGGUGAACUGGAGGUAUGAACAUAUUCAAUUAAACUAGAGCGUUGGUUAACUGGAAGCAUGAACAUAUUCAAUUAAACUAGACCAUUGGUGAACUGGAGGUAUGAACAUAUUCAAUUAAACUAGAGCGUUGGUGAACUGGAAGCAUGAACAUAUUAAAAAAUUUCUUUAAACUAGACUAUUGGUUGACUGGAAGUAUGAAGGGAUUUAUUUUUUUAUUAUUAUGCUUAUUUUGUAUCAAUAAAUAACAUUGUGAGUUUAAGAUUGUUUGUGUUUGUCCUUAAUAUUCUAUUAACCCCUAAGUAAAUUAAGAACACAUUUUUUAAUUAAAAACUUGGCCAAUUAGCAUCAAUUCUUCUUAUAGACAUUUCAUCCAAACAAACUUGUUUUUAGGUUCUGGUAUAUCACAUAAUUUUUUAGCUCCUAAAGGUGAAUACAUUUAAAAGUAGAUGUUCAAUUCUAUGUAAUCAUCCAGAGAAAAAUUGUGUCAGUUAAACAUGUUUCAUCAUGAAAACUUAUUUAUACAAACUUGACAUAUUUCCAGAUGUAUGAACAAAACUUAGCUAAUGUGUUUAAAAAAAGGAAGGAAAAGAAGGAUGGUCGAAGUAAAAAUAAGAGUCAUCUUAAAGUAAGUUUAUUUUGUUACUGAAUAUAUACUAGUUUUAUAUUUUAAAAAUUACAGUGCUAUAUUUGCACAACUUUUGUGUCAUAAUCUGUAACAAGGACCAUGUAAGUGAACAUUUUAUUAAUAAGUAAAAGCAAAUGUUGACUUUUUUAAAAUUUAAGACACUUAGAAUCAUUUUCUUUUUAAUUGAGGGUUGGAAAUUGUAUUUAUCUAUGAAUUAUUUUAGAAGAUUGCUUAUUUUUCUGAGAUAGUUCUUUUAUUGAUAGUUCUUUUAUUGUUUAAAUUUACUAACCAUCAUGAAAAUGACAACUAAAUAGUUAAAUCACACAAAAAUAUACUGAGAACGCUCUUUCUCUUUUUUAAGUUCAUGAUUAUGUUUGUUAAUUUUGAUGUAGGCCUACAGCGUGAUAAGCUCAGCCUAGGCUGGGGUACUGCGCUAUAUAAAACCACUAAUAAUAAUAAUAAUAAUAAUAAUAUACAAAAAUUUUAGAAGAAGAACUAUGAAAAGAAUGUACAGACAAUCAAAAGUACAGUAAAGAUAAAUCCUGAAAAAACUGAUGAAGAUAAUGAAAAUGAGACAGUUGAAGAAAAUAAUGAACAAAAUAAGAAUGAUAGAGGAAAAACAUCAGAAGAAGAGCAGACUGAUGAAGAAGUUAAUGAAAAUAAGACUCCAGAGUCCACUGUGAGUUUAUGUCUUUAAUUAUGUCAUUGUGUUUCAUGCUAUUUGAUAUAGAUUUAAAUAAAGAUAUAGGGUAUCAUUUACAUCCAAAUUAAUGAGUCAUUAAUCUCAUUAAAAAGAUAGUAAAAAUUUUAAGUUGUUACCCUAAAAAAAAAACCUUUAAUUUUGAAAUUUAAGAUCAUAAAAAUUAUUUAGUAUCUAGAUAAAUAUUCAUUAAGAUCAUAAUAAACUUUCCAUAACUUUUCAAUUAUUUAUCCAAAUGUUUUAAAUAAAAAUUUCCUUUCAACCAAAGCUGAAAAAUGACAUCAAUUUAUUGCAGAGAUCAAUCCAUCGCAGCACAAAUUUAGUCAAGGAACUAAGACAAAGAGAACAAGAACUUCAUCAACGUUUAAAACAGCAGCAGAGACGUAGGGCAGAAGAACAUGACAGAAAGGUUUGGCAAGUUUCUUAUAAGAUCUAGAUUUUUAUUUUUACAUGAAAUGACUAUUGCUCUUGAAACUGACACAGCAGUUCUAUUUAAUAUUUUAUUUCAUCAAAUUGCAUGUAGAAAAAGGUUUUAUAGUUUUAUUGUAGAAUCUUCAAAUCUGCAAUUACAAUACUUGCAAAUAUACACAUUUAAAGAUGAGUUUUAAAGAAAGAAACCAGUCAUUUGAAUUAGACAAAAAUCUCUUAUUUUCUCUUUAAACAAUUUUUUUUUAAUAUUCACUCUACAUGACUUGCAUUCUGCACAUCAAUAUCAUUUUUUUUAAUUUCAUCUAAUAAUUAAUGAUAUUUUGGUGAGAAAAAUGUGAAUGUAACAUUUAUAAUAUCUAUGUUUUGUUGAUUGUAAAAUUUAUAAAAUCUAUGAUUUGUUGAAUGGAGCAUUUACUAUAUCUUUUUGUUUAAUGUAGCAUUUAUUUAAAUAACUAAGUUUUUUAAUGUAACAUUUAUAAUAUCUUUGUUUUGUUUAAUAUAACAUUUAUAUUAUCUAUGUUUUGUUGAAUUGAGCAUUUAUCAUAUCUAUGUUUUGUUUAAAGUAACAUUUUCAAUAACUAUGUUUUGUUGAAUGUAACAUUUACAAUAUAUAUGUUUUGUUAUUGUCUCAGAUAGAAGAAAACUGGAGAGAAAGACAACAAAGGCAAGAAUUGCUCUUACAACAUGAGGCUGAAAUUGAGGCUAUGAUCAAGGAAAAACGCCUACAUCAGAUUAGGGAGAGAGAAGCAACUCUACUACGGCAAAGAAGAAAGCAGGAGGAACAACUCAUGAAGAUUAAAAAAGAACUGGCCGGUGCGAGUAAACAAAGACACAAACCAAAGCCAAGGGCAAAUAAUCAUGGCAAGGGAGAUAAUAAGGGUGAAUGAGGGGACAACAAAAGUAGCUUACAUAUAUCUGACAAUGAAGAUAAAUGAGGAACACCAUGCUUUCAAUAUCGGUUUCAAAGAAAUGAUUCUUAUAUAAAGAAAGCCAUGGUUUGUUUACAUAGAAACUAUUUUUGAAAGCUUUCAAAUGUAAUAUCUAAUUUUGUGGAAAAUUUGGGAUAAUUUUAUUUAAUAAAAUAGUGUUUUCUAUAGCCAAUAUAUUCUGUUAUGGUAUGUUGUAAAAAUUAUGCGAUAUUUUUUCAUUUAAAUGUAAGUUUUAUAAAUAUUUUGGUAUAACUUAUCUCCAAAGCUGUGAUAUAUUUUCUUAAUUUUUAAAUAUAAAUGAAAGUUCACUUUGCCUUGCCUUUCAUAGUUCACUUUGCCUUGCUUUUCAUCUUUAAUAAACAACCAAUUGGUUUUUCAGACUCUGACUCCCGUAACACGUCAUCAAAUGUUAGACUUUCAGUCUUAUGUCAUGACGACAAAUGUCAAACUUUUUUUUACCUCGUGGCCACUCGUAAAAUCCUAGAAAGCCUUUCAAUAAAAAUUGUUUCAACUACUGGUAACUCUGAUAAGGCCAAUCAUGAAAAUAAGAAUUAUUAAUUUUAUAUAUUUUUUUUCAAAGACUGAUAUUGUUUUACAUUUGAUAUUUUGACAAAUUUUUCCACUGUCAUACUUAAACCUGAAAAAAUGAUUAGUAUGUUACCUGCACCAUGUUUACUUGAGAUGUUUAACUGGUAUAUAUUUCAUAUACUAUUAGUUAAAUUAACACUUGUGGAUGCAAACUAUCAAUUAUAAAUCCCUUUCUUUCAUGG